AUGGAUGGGGACAACGAUCUCUGUGUGCUCCGACGCCGUUUAGCUGAGGCUGGGCAGAGCCACCUGCUCCAUUUUUGGGAGGAGCUGCCUGCAGAGGAACAGCAAGAGUUAUGCAUGGAGUUGCAGAAUAUGAACUUGGAGGAGCUGGGCCAGGCCUUCCAGAAGGCCAUGAGGAACCCGGACCGUCUACCAGGGAAGGAGAAUGUGGAUGCCAGGAUGGCGCCUGUGCCAUGGGAUGUGUUGGGGAGUACAACCCGAGACCGACUUCAGCUGCCACUCUGGGAGGAAGAAGGUCUCCGCCAGAUUUCUCAGAGCAAUGUAGCUGUUCUCCUCCUAGCCGGUGGACAGGGGACGAGAUUGGGUGUCUCCUACCCAAAGGGAAUGUAUGAUGUAGGUUUGCCAUCCCACAAAACCCUGUUCCAGAUCCAAGCAGAGCGCAUCUUGAAGCUGCAGCGACUGGCUGAAGAACAACACGGCCUGAAAUGUGUUAUCCCCUGGUACAUCAUGACAAGUGGCAGGACCAUGGAAUCGACCAGAGAAUUCUUUUUAAAACACAAAUACUUUGGCUUGAAGAAGGAAAAUGUGAUCUUCUUCCAGCAGGGUAUGCUGCCUGCUAUGGACUUUGAUGGGAAAAUUCUCCUGGAAGAGAAGGGUAAAAUUUCUAUGGCACCAGAUGGCAACGGUGGCCUGUACCGAGCUUUAGGCGCCCAUGGUAUCGUGGAGGACAUGGAACGGCGGGGCAUUGGCUGCAUCCACGUCUACUGCGUCGACAACAUUUUGGUGAAAGUGGCCGACCCCCGGUUCAUUGGGUUCUGUGUACAGAAGGGAGCUGACUGUGGAGCAAAGGUGGUGGAGAAAACCAACCCCACCGAGCCAGUUGGCGUGGUGUGCCGAGUGGGUGGUGUCUACCAGGUGGUGGAGUACAGCGAGAUCUCUUUGGCCACGGCACAGAAGAGGAGUCAUGACGGCCGGCUUCUAUUUAAUGCUGGAAACAUUGCCAACCACUACUUCGCGAUGGAUUUCCUGAAAGAUGUUGUCAGGAUUUAUGAGCCGCAGUUGCAACACCAUGUAGCCCAGAAGAAGAUCCCAUACAUGAAUGUGGCCACUGGGAAGCCUUUGAAUCCAGACAAACCAAAUGGGAUUAAGAUGGAGAAGUUCGUAUUUGACAUCUUUCAGUUUGCCAAGAAGUUUGUGGUAUACGAGGUGCUGCGGGAAGACGAGUUCUCCCCAUUGAAGAACGCAGACAGCCAAAACGGCAAGGACAACCCCACCACCGCGCGCCACGCCCUGAUGUCACUGCACCAUCGCUGGGUCCUCAACGCCGGCGGCCACUUUGUGGAUGAAAAUGGAACCCGCCUCCCUGCCAUUCCCUGCUGCACAAACGGAAGGUCAGAUGUGAUCCAAGCUGAUGUCAAUCACAAUCUGAAGGAUGCCAAUGACUUGCCAAUUCAGUGUGAGAUUUCUCCUCUCGUCUCCUAUGGGGGUGAAGGCCUGGAGGAAUUUGUGAAGGACAAAGAGUUCCAUGCGCCUUUGGUUGUCGACUGGAGUGGGGUCCAUGAGUUGGUGAAGAACGGAGUGUGAUAUUUCCUUGAAGAUCCAGAAAGUUAUGAUCUGGCUUGUUGGACUGUAAA
Messenger RNA from Euleptes europaea (tarantolino), 1631 nucleotides. It is a transcript of the gene UAP1, whose product is annotated as UDP-N-acetylglucosamine pyrophosphorylase 1. Lineage: Eukaryota; Metazoa; Chordata; Lepidosauria; Squamata; Sphaerodactylidae. Gene Ontology annotation, biological process: UDP-N-acetylglucosamine biosynthetic process. The record is from RefSeq and is a predicted model, not a curated record. The transcript is spliced from 10 exons. Gene Ontology annotation, molecular function: UDP-N-acetylglucosamine diphosphorylase activity. The coding region runs from base 1 to 1581 and encodes 526 amino acids.